Rotaria sp. Silwood2 is the source of this 364-nucleotide messenger RNA. NCBI's taxonomy places the organism in Eukaryota, Metazoa, Rotifera, Eurotatoria, Philodinida, Philodinidae. The record is from the annotation of a GenBank genome assembly.
GCAAUUUCGGGGCGCUUUUGUUAUUCUAUCAUCUCCAUUUGGCAUUGCUUGGAGAUAAUUGUCUUUUUUGAGUGGGGGGGUGGCGUCCUUAACUUCGUUAAUUGUUGCGUUAAUUGUUCAUUUGACUAUUCAUCUAAAUAAUAUUAUAAAAAAUAUUCCAGCCUUCAUAACCAAAAAUUUAUGCACAAAUCUUAUAUUAGGUAUGGAUUAUCUCUUACAAUAUGAUUUAGAAAUCAAACGAAAAAAAACCAUUUUACAUAAUUUUAAUGGUCAUAAGAUGACGAUAUUUUUGGAAACAGAUGUAGCAAUUAUUGAUUGUCCUGUAACAUUAUCAAAUUCUAUGAAAAUAACACCAAACAAAUAA